AUGAGAGAUAUGGUGUCCAUACGCAUCAAAGACUGCAUGCUUAAACAUCGGCGCGAGCGAAGCACUGCGACAAUUAAUGAGGCCCUCGGAUCACUUGUGCCGGGCCAGAUCGUCAAGCUCCAUAGGUUAAACGGGCUAGAUGUCGUACGUACGCGGCACCACCCUCAUUAUGCCAUGCAUUUGAUUGGAGACGGUCAUAUGAUGGUCAUUCCCCGACUACGUGAUGGCGAAUGA
This is a messenger RNA of Opisthorchis viverrini, 234 nucleotides long. RefSeq lists its product as hypothetical. Lineage: Eukaryota; Metazoa; Platyhelminthes; Trematoda; Opisthorchiida; Opisthorchiidae. The transcript has a single exon. The record is from RefSeq and is a predicted model, not a curated record. Bases 1 to 234 code for a protein of 77 amino acids.